AUGAACAAGAUGCUAUCCUUUAUCAAACAAGAGGCUCUCGAGAAAGCUCGCGAGAUCUGGGUGAAAGCCGACAAAGAGUUCGCCAUCGGGAAGGACAAACUCGAGAAGCAAGAAAAAAAACAAUCGAGACUCAGUACGCCGAGACUGAGUAUGAAAAGAAACACAAAGGAUCUGAGGUUGCCCAGAAGAUCGCCUAAUCCACACUCACCACCAAAUCCUGACUAA
Molecule: messenger RNA, 225 nt
Organism: Laccaria bicolor S238N-H82
Lineage: Eukaryota; Fungi; Basidiomycota; Agaricomycetes; Agaricales; Hydnangiaceae
Exons: 4
Coding region: 1-225 (74 amino acids)
Biological process (GO): proton transmembrane transport
Cellular component (GO): proton-transporting two-sector ATPase complex, catalytic domain
Molecular function (GO): proton-transporting ATPase activity, rotational mechanism
Source: RefSeq, a predicted model, not a curated record